AUGUCGGAAGAGUUCUUUGGAUAUUUCAAUUCAAUGGUUAGAGACUUUUCAACAGAACUGUAUGCUGUAGAGCUGUAUGCUGUAGAGCUGUAUGCUGUAGAGCUGUAUGCUGUAGAGCUGUUUGCUGUAGAGCUGUAUGCUGUAGAGCUGUAUGCUGUAGAACUGUAUGCUGUAGAGCUGUAUGCUGUAGAGCUGUAUGCUGUAGAGCUGUAUGCUGUAGAACUGUAUGCUGUAGAGCUGUAUGCUGUAGAGCUGUAUGCUGUAGAGCUGUUUGCUGUAGAGCUGUAUGCUGUAGAGCUAACUGUAUGCUGUAGAGCUGUAUGCUGUAGAACUGUAUGCUGUAGAACUGUAUGCUGUAGAGCUGUAUGCUGUAGAACUGUAUGCUGUAGAGCUGUAUGCUGUAGAGCUGUAUGCUGUAGAGCUGUUUGCUGUAGAGCUGUAUGCUGUAGAGCUGUAUGCUGUAGAACUGUAUGCUGUAGAGCUGUAUGCUGUAGAGCUGUAUGCUGUAGAGCUGUAUGCUGUAGAACUGUAUGCUGUAGAGCUGUAUGCUGUAGAGCUGUUUGCUGUAGAGCUGUAUGCUGUAGAGCUGUAUGCUGUAGAGCUGUUUGCUGUAGAGCUGUAUGCUGUAGAGCUGUAUGCUGUAGAACUGUAUGCUGUAGAGCUGUAUGCUGUAGAACUGUAUGCUGUAGAACUGUAUGCUGUAGAGCUGUAUGCUGUAGAACUGUAUGCUGUAGAGCUGUAUGCUGUAGAGCUGUAUGCUGUAGAACUCUGUAUGCUGUAGAACUGUAUGCUGUAGAGCUGUAUGCUGUAGAACUGUAUGCUGUAGAACUGUAUGCUGUAGAGCUGUAUGCUCUAGAGCUGUAUGCUGUAGAGCUGUAUGCUGUAGAGCUGUAUGCUGUAGAGCUGUUUGAAUGUAGGAUCUUUUAA
Molecule: messenger RNA, 927 nt
Organism: Hemiscyllium ocellatum (epaulette shark)
Lineage: Eukaryota; Metazoa; Chordata; Chondrichthyes; Orectolobiformes; Hemiscylliidae
Product: keratin-associated protein 4-5-like
Exons: 4
Coding region: 1-927 (308 amino acids)
Cellular component (GO): keratin filament
Source: RefSeq, a predicted model, not a curated record